This is a messenger RNA of Linum trigynum, 8338 nucleotides long. NCBI's taxonomy places the organism in Eukaryota, Viridiplantae, Streptophyta, Magnoliopsida, Malpighiales, Linaceae. The record is from the annotation of a GenBank genome assembly.
GUUCAUAUUCAUAUAAAUCUGGAACUGGAAGCCAAAAAGAGAAGGAGAGAGAGAGAGUGGAUGAGAGAGGAUGAUGCCUGACAGGAGUAGGAGAAACACUGAUGAUUAAACGGCAGCGGAGAAGGAAAGACAAAAACGUUUAUUGGUAUUUUUUCACGUGUUGAAAACCCAUUUGUGGGGAGUACCACGUCAGUGUUCCAGCGUGGUAGUCCCGGCGUAUACAAUAAUUUCUCGUGAAGGACGGGUCUGGUGGGAAAAAUAAAAAUAAUAGAAACGGGUAAGGCUGGCCGCCUGCUAAUAAGAGUUGGGUCAAUUACUGAAAUACCCCCAUCGUAAAUGAAGGGGAGAGCAGGAAAUUUGAAUCCCUGAAAAAUUGACAAAAGUGUGCAUUAUAUUAAUGAUGGAUUAUAAAUCAAAAUUUAAUUACAAUUUUUUUUCUUAAUUGAGCUAGUGUUGAUCGGCUCACCUAUCUAUCCGUCAAACAAGUCGUUAGAAUUAAUAUAUUUAGACAUAUUGUGGAUGUUAUUUUGUAAUAUUAUCAAAUGUUUGGCUAAUUAUUAUUAAUUCAAUAAAUUUUACUAAUAAAAAAAUACGAGAAAGAUUUGACUAAUAAUUAGUAUUUACCAAAAACUUUGUGUGUUGUCCGUUCCUUGUGAUUGAUUAUUUGACAUGGGUAGGGAUAGAGACGGAUCAAGAAGAAUACAUUAACAUGAAGGAUUUGCUAAAACUGGAACACUAAACUUCUAUAAGGAAUAACAUUUUUAUAGGAUAAUUUAGCUCUCGACAUUUAGUGCAAAAUGGUUACAAAUCUUUAAUUCUUAACGAAUUAGUAAUACCAGUUUGAUCUAAUCAACACUCCACCUAAUCAAAAUGAUUAAUAAUAAAAUUGAACUUAACCAACCAAACCACCCAACACACCCGAUCUCCAGUCUCCACUCACCCGGACCAAAUUAAGCCUUUCUUCCAUUCUUCUCUCCUUAUCCUUCGCUUGCCCCUUUUCCUUUGUUCUUCUCUGAUGCAAUAUUUCAGCGGAAAGGAACCAAAAAUAUUGUCUCAAUCUUGCAUAUGGUGUCUUUAAUAUUCGUAGAAAAUUUCCGCGUCAUUAAUUGCCGCCCUUCUUCGUUUAUUGAUAUCGAGUCGUUACAAAUUAACGGUUUGUGAUUAUUUUGUAUUAAUUGUGAAUGUUUGUGAUAGUUUCUGCUAAUUAAGCUCAAUUCGUUUAGUUCCAAAAACUCAGAGACCAUGAUCUUCUGAAUUCAUUGAUUAAUGUCUUGGGUAGUCAAGGUCUGGGACUUGUAUUUUGAUUUUUGCAGCAGAACUUUUAGAAGUCCAGGGCAGGAAGGCCCAUGGCCUUUGAUCCAUAAAAGUCGGCCGUGACCCAGCAAAGAAAGUAAAAACCGUAUUACCCGGCCCACUUGCACCCCUGUCAGCAGCAGCCGCCGUAUAUGCAAACGAGAAGGAAAACCAUUUGUGGUCGGUUUCUUAAUGCCCAUAAAAAGAAAAAAGAGGAUUCCACAUCUCUUCGCGCUCCGGGCUAGCUUCUCUCCACCUCCACCGAAUCCUUUCUCCUCCGUCAUCGGCGUUUCUUAUCUUCGUCCGAUCUGUCUGUAUACGCCAUGGCGACCGAGGGCUGCCGCUCCUCGGAUUGUGAUCGGCCGCUGAGGGAACUCCAUGGCUGCUCAGGGAAAAAACGACGAAUCAAUUCAGAUGCAAACCUUCUGAUCAGUAAGCUAGGGGACGAUCUUCUUGUAGAGAUUAUGAUUCGCCUUCCCAAUCCUAGAUUCGCCUGCCGCUGCAAACUCGUCUGUCAGCGGUGGAGGUCCGUCAUCUCCCGCACCCGCUUCAAUCGCCGUUUUGUUUCUCACCGCCUGACCAUGAAUCCGAACGAUCUCAAAUUGAUGGUUCUUAGUUUUCUCCCUCCCAUGCCUAAUGGAGUUGAAGACCGAGACGCUCUUAAAGUUUUGGAUUGCAAAAAUGACUUAGUUUUAUGCGGGUUUUGGGAUACAUAUAGCGACGACAAGAUGCAUAGCAGGUCGUACUUGGUCUGCAACCUGUUCACGAAGCAGUGGAAUGCUAUUCCUUUAGCGCCCAAGAAGUCAGUGAUUUACGGAGCUCCCGUUGCAAGGUUAGUUUGUGAACCCCAGGCAUCUGUUUACUAUUCCGGGGAUCGGUUCCGGGUUGUGUGUAUAUAUCAUCAGAUCUUUCCAACAUCAUUUGUAAGACUAGACGUGUUUUGUUCCGAGUCUGGAGAAUGGACUAAGGAUGCCCUUGUACGUAAGGGUCAUCAUAGAUUGGGGAUAAAAAGUGUAGUUUCCUGCAACGGGGAGUUGUUUUGGAAGUAUUUUGAAUAUCCUCGCAGCGGUGUUCAAUUUGUGGCAGGGUUUAAUCCUUUCCGCUUCGAUUUGCCACCCACUUCCAUUGAUGUUUCUGCAUUCCUUGCAAAACCGCGGUGGUCUAUUGCCGUCUGUCAAGAUGCCUUGCACGUAAUUGUGCUAGAAAAUGAAGUUCCUCCUUUUCGUUCAAGCGUCUGGAGGUUGGAAGAAGAUCAUAAAUCUUGGAGAAAACAAUGUGAGGGGCUGGUGAACAAGACAUCAAAGUGUGGUAACUAUGAAGCCGGGGGCUUUUAUCAACCUUUUCUGCAUCCACAGAAGCCAGAAAUUGUCUUCUUCAAUCAGUUUGACAUUGGUAACGAUAAUAAUGUUAUUUUGUGCUGUGAUUUGAGAAGGGGAGAGUUAGAGUUCUUCACUAAACUAGAAGAGAUACUUGAAGCCUCUCACUUUUUGGUGUUCCAUCCGAGGGUUUCUCGCUGGUUUACUCAAAUUCCAGAGUUUGAGAAGUUGCGAGGCAUGCACAAGAGUGGUGAUCCACGAACUCCCUCCCUCAAUAACGAGCAGUUCAGCAUUCGGCUUGGUGUUCCAGCCAAGGUACGAAGAGCUGCAAGGUCUACGCGACGGAAGCUACAAGUUUUGGUUUCAAAACAGCAGUGAAGCAACGGCUCCCUCGCUCAACGGUUGGUAAUCACUUGUAAAUGUACUUCUCUGCUUUUACACAUAUAUCCAUUAAUUAUAAAAUUAUAUUGAUGGGUUUCGGAAAACAAUCUUCUCCAUGUAGAUUUUAGUUAUUUCGAACCCUGAACCGCUGAACCAUCAAUGUGAUUGAACCGGUGAGUCUCAAAACAUAAUUUCAAGUAGUUAGGGUUCAUUUGGAGAAUACGAUUUGGAGUAUGAAUCCUACAUCUAGGAGGCAGUUGUGUUUUUUAAUGCAUUUUAUAUUGUUGAUUUUAGGUUCAGAUAUUCAAAAUUUAUAAAAUCUAAGAGAGAUAUUGAAUCCCAAAUAAUUGUAAAGACUCAAUGUCUUAUUGGUUGGAUUAUUGUUUUUCCAGCUUUAUCCUUCCUUUUGUUAUUUAUUACUUCAAAUAAAUUGCAGAUGCUGAAUUAUACUCUUAUACGAACCAAUUGACCCACCAACUCAAAUGGAUUUGGAAUAUGAAGAUAUUUAAGUAGCGUUACUUCCUCCUCAUCACGGAUGGAUUCUUGUAAUUUUGAUUUAUUUUGACCAGUGGGUGGAUGAAUGAAGAGCGUGGAUGGAUGUCCUCAAUCCAAGUUUCUGAGGUCGGAGGAUGAACAACCAACAGUCGGAUGGACAUGGGAGGAUGGGGGGUCAACAAUCCAAUGAGCUUGAUGGUUUUUAAAGUUCGGUCGAGAGUUAAUUUUAGAAAGUUAAGUUUAAGUUCCAGGGAUUUGUUAAACGCUAUGAGUUUCUGGACAUGAUUUACUUGGAAUGGUGUACCAUUUUUCUUUUCUUUGUUUACAAUAUAAACUUGGUGGCUUAUGUAGUUGAUGAAUCAAUGGGCCCGAAGGCCAAAGAACAGCAGCACCCAACAAUAGAUGAGAAAUAUCAAGUGGUAUCGAAGUAAAAGAUGCUGGAAUUAGGUUGAGAUUGGAACUCAGUUAGGAAACAAACAGCUGCAUUUCUAUUAUCUUUGAGGUAUUGUCAGAUGUAUGACUAUAACUCAAUAUUGCAGCGGGUCAGCCUCUUUGGGAUAGCAUUAGGUUGAUGGUGAAAGGGGCAGUAUGAGGGGCUUUCAUGUCUGUCACUAAUGAUUCUUCCCAGCACACACUGUAGGUAUUCUUCUAUAUAGCUAUAGUUAUAAGAAGUAUGAUUUUAAACCACGUUUGCUAUUUGACUACAGCUUCCUUUUGGCAGCUGUUUUGACUAGAUUCAAUCCUAUCAUUUGGAGAUGGUGACUAUUCUCUGCAGUUAAGAUUAAUGGAAGCCGAUGCUUGCAUUUUUGCUCCACCUGAUUUGGUUUAGGAAGAUGUUGUUUCUCCACUUUUCCCUUCUUUAUUAUUGGUUUCGCGUGCAAUUGAAUCUACAUUCCAUGAUUUCGCAUGAUUAUAAACAAUGUAAAAGAGGGACUUCUUUCAGACAAUAUGGUGGUUACUUAAUGUCAUCUGUUUGGUGGUCCAAUCACUCAUGCUAUGACGUCUUUUUCUUGCUUGCUUUUGUUUAUCUCUAAUUGUGUAUGGAAUGACACCAUUUUAUUCAGAUUAUCAUGCCAUGAAGGAUGAGAAGACUGCCUUCGGUUUGGUUAAUCUGCCAUGUUACAGUUUUGCUGCACAGUUUAUUUGAUCAGACACCACUCUCUGCAGAGUUUAUUUGAUCAUACCUCUGGCUGAAGGUGCUGUCUUCAUGUGUUAUCCAGGGUAAAAAGAGUAACAGAGUAGCUAGCCUAUAUAUGUACAUCCUACAGACGUUCAUACUUUUGGAGCCUUGGAAACAGAUUAGCUUCUGAUCAGUAACGAUUCUAUUCUCAUGCAUUAUAGCCUAUCAUUCCUUCAUUUCAUGGUUACAAAAGAGUAGCUUUUCGUUGACACAGAGAAUUUGAAUCUUACUGAGAUAUUGUAGUUUUUGUUGCGUUAUGAAGAUCCUAGUAAAACUGAGUACUCUAUGUAGCUUCUGAGUUAGAUAACAUUGAAGUUAAGUGAUUUGAUAUGUGUUUGUGUUGCUUAAUAUCUUCCAUUAGAUUCCUUGGAGAUUGGAUGUACUUCAUUUUAACCAUAUAAAUCCCAUUGAAAUGAUAAGUUGUAAUACCAGCAUCCAUUGUUGAAUUUCCCCCCAGUUUGAUUAUGAUUCAUCUAAAAAGGCUUGAACAUCACCUUUCAGAGGAUCACAUGCUUGCUUUUGAGAUUCACGCUCUUUGUUUCCUCAUCCAUUAUGUGUUAGUGAGUUUUUAGUAGUGUCAAAUUGUGAGGGUAUGCCGCAUCAGUUCAUUAGAAGAGUAGCUGAAACCAAAAUGAAACUUCGUUACGUGUUUGGGUUUCUCUUACCAGGAUAAGCUAAUACUUACAAUCCCUUCCUGUUAAAUAUGCGGAUCAGUAAGUCGGUCUAUUAGAGCAAAUGUUUAUACCGGGUUUGGCAAAUUUUAUAGCAGCUAGGUUGUAAUCUAUCUUCCGCCAACUGUUACAGUAAUGGCCAUGAUCUCCGUUUGAGUUUAUUUAUUCAGGUUGAUUGUGGAAUUAACUAUGUCAUAGUUGUUGAACAGUUCCAUAUGUGUAUAUAAUGUAAGUGACUUCACAAGGAUGGCCGUGCAUUUUUGUUUUAAUUAUUGAAUGCCAAUGUCAUUCUUUUCAUUUUAUUUGGCUCUUAGGAUCAUCAUCCCAGGUCAGGUUGGCUUCAUAGGGUUAAUGCAGCAGCGGCAGCAGUUUCAACUUCGUCCACUCUAGGUUCUACAAUAAGAUAUGUUCCUGCAUUAAAUUAGCUUCUUGAUCACUCCGUGCUUGCGCGCUUAUAUGCUUUAAUUGAUACAUUUGGUUGUCUUUUCUCUAAUAUCUUCUGAUCUCAUAUGCAUAAAGGAAAAGGCCCCUGCAUCUUCUUUCCCUUCACCAACAAAACCAGCUCGGCCUCGAACUUCAGCUCUUGUGAACCCAGUUUCUGUAACAUGGUACGUUCCCACUUAUGUUUACGUCUUUCUAAGUUAUACAAGAUGAAACCUCUUUGAUCUCCUGAUAUAAACUUCGAUCCACUUUCAGAAUUGCAAAGGCUAUCACACUCCUUUUGGUCACUGUCACUGUCACUGUCACCAGCACAAGUCUCUUGGUCCUUUAUUACCAAUUUCUUUCAUUCCGGUUCCUUCUUUUUAUACCAAACAUUUCACCGUAGCUCUUUCUGUCAACAAUUGUUCCUUCUGCUUUAUUUCUCAAAUGUAAAGAUGGCUGAAUGGUAAAUGUUACUGUUGCUUCGUUAGGCCUUGACUAUUUACUGACUUCUCUGUUUUCAGUGCUUGAUAUCCUUACUGCUUUGUUAACAUCUCUUCUCACAGUUGUCAUGGACAUAUCAGAAUUCAGAACUAUGCCAAGGAAGAACAGACAGAUCGGCUCAUCCUCUUACCUCCUUCCCCAUGCAGAUUUGUGAAAUCCAUUCUUCAUGAAUUGAUGGAUUAAUAUUGAAUUUGAUAUAAAGUGCAAAUGUUUAAUCUAUUUGGGUGGUAGCAGAUUGUUGACCAUUCUUUAUAUACAACAUUAAGAGGUGCUUCUUCUUAGCAUUCUGAAUGUUGUUGUUUGGAAGGAGGUGAAGAUAAUCUCGGAGACUCUUCAAAAGGUUGUCGUAGCCGUUACUGAAAACCCUGCUAUAGAGGGAAAAGCUAUGGAUCGAUAUCUUAGGAACCAUUCAGGUAUGGUCUGCUUUCAUGAUUCUUUAUCAUUUAUUGAUUAUGUUGUGUAUAAUUUUGGUCUCUCAUGUUGCUAUUUGAGUCCUCUCUUUUGUUGUCAAUCUCAUUUCACAACUUCAAGGGCAAGUAUUUGUGCGAUUAUGUUUGGUAGGCCACUUGUUGUCUUUCAUAGGCUAUUUAGUUUCAUUUUGGGAUAUAAACCAAGGCCGACUUGAAUGAAGGAUGUUGAAUUCGUUCUUUUUCUCACUGCUGGGCAGGUUGGCAAGCCAUUGUCCAACGACGCAAAAGCACAAAAACUGGGUUUUCAGACUUGGAUUGAAGCUGUAAUUGAACUUGCCCCUCACCCUUUUCAUCGUUGCGACUAUCUAUUUGAGAUCUUACUGGUAUCCUACUGCCACAUAGGAGAGUUGAGCUUUUAGGGUUUGAUAGGAAGGUGGAUUAGAACACACCAGAAUUCUUAAGUCUCUUAAAAGUUAAACCCAGUGGGAAAGGUUAAGUCAGAACCUGGAUUGCUUAAAAUUCUAGGUUUGUUCUGUUUUCAUUUCAACAGGUCAUGUAUGAAUACUCUACCGAGUCAGAAUUGGAUACCCUGAGUUUCAUUUGAAUGCCAUCCAGUAAGCUCGUUGUUUCAUUGGUUUAACCGAUGUCCUUUAUUUUUAUACCAGUCAAUUUGGUUACCGUGCAAGGUUACUUGCAAUGUUUGUAGUGAUAGUUUCCCUGUUGAGUGAACGGGUUAUAUUGAGGGAUUUAAAGCUGCAUAUCAGAGUCGGAUACAUUGAGAUCUCCCUCUUCUCUGUUUCCUGUCAGAUCUAUAUUUCCAUAUGCAAUUGCUUGCUUCUGCCGCUAUCUAGAGUUCUUUCAAUUGUUUUUCAUUUCAGACUAGCUACUUCUAUACGAUGUUCUUUCACUGACCUACUGAUGGAAUUGGCCUCACAAGGUUAAUUAUACAUUUUUGGGUCCAUAUUGAAUACUACCGUGAAUCUUUUAUUUCGUCGGCAAGUUAUGCUUUUUACUGGCUAAGUAUUGUUAUAUCACCGGGGGUCUUUUCUGGGCGAAAUCAGUUUCUGCAGAGUGAGAUUUAGUUUGUAUUUGUUGCAGAACUAUGGGCUUCAAUUUCAUAUCAGACCUACUACGGUUCCUCUUCCUCAUUCAAUCCCCAAUCAGGCCAACUGUGGGCUUUAAUUUCAUAUCAUAUCCGUUAUAAAUUUUGGGGCUUUUUGACAGGGGUUACUAAUUGUGGCUCUAGACUCUAGUUUUAUUAAAUCGCCCGAACUCACAUCUUUUUAUUUCCUUUUUACCCUUGUAUUUUUCCUUAAAAAAUAUUUUAUUUUAACAUAGUCCAUACAAAAUUCCCAUGAGCUUUCUGUAUUCAUUCCACCGCCGCUGGCCAAUUCCGGAUGCAAGGGAUUAUAAAAACAGAACUAAUCCGCCGUCGCCGAUCUGUUCUUGGACAAUUGUCGGCACAAACUAACGUUACCGGCGGCUGCUUUUGGUAGAGGGUGAUUCAUGAUGGUGGCCAUGGGUAGCGUGAGAUUACCAAACAGAAUGUCUACCAGUUCCGUGUCGAAUUCCAUGAAUACAACUCAUUUCUUCUCCCCGUUGACGAUCACCUUCACCUUAUUUGAAUAACAUAUUGGCCCCAAAUGCUAAUAAAAACAACGGUUGCAU